ACUUCCUGAAUUUUCGCGUCAGGUGUCUAGUUCGUUGUUGCUAAUCGGCCCGGAUACUUUUCACGUUAAAUGGCCAUCUGUGUCCAGUUCGGUAGUUGUAGUUAAGUGGGGCAAAACGGCACCGUUUCCUCCACCCAGUCCCACCUGGUGCGGUCCUGCAUGGCGGGUCUGAUGGAUUUGGUCGUCCGGUUUUCGGGACCUGCCGGCAGAUCGUACCGGGCGUUUUCUAAAGGGCUCACCCGCACCCUGCUUAUUUUCUUUGAGCUGGCCUGGAAACUCCGGAUCAAGUUCCCCUAUUUGUACCUCAUCGCCUCCAUGAUGUUCAACGUACGACUACAGGUUCACAUCGAAAUCCACUGACCCUCUCUGUACCCUGGAGACCGAAUGGAACCUGACCAGAGGGCAGCAGCUUUCCCGACCCCAACUGGCACGGAGGAGUGUCACGAGUGAUCCUAUUACAAUCUGUGGGAGAGGACUUCAGGAUGCCAGUGGGGAAUUUUGCCUUGGUGUGGCAGGAGGUGGGUGAAGACAUCUUGACAUUUCGUGUAGAGGAUGCUUACUUGCGUUGUGCCCCACUGCCCGACUUUGAAAACCGUCACGUUGAAAGCCCCUGAGGAUGUUCAGAGUCGGCGUGGGACAAAUCAGCUUGAUGCUUUUUUUUUUUUUUUUUUUUGGUGUGACUUAGGGGACUUUAUCAAAGGAAAUGGACAGUUAGAAUAGGAGUCGAGGGGUAAUUAGUGGAAUACAUGUGCUAUUGUGUGCUUGUGUCCUGUCAGCUCGGUGGUGCGUGCAGUGCUGUGGCCUGUGCCUGCUCCCCGUAGCCAUGAUGCAGGUGCAGGGAGCCCCUACAUCUG
Messenger RNA from Erpetoichthys calabaricus (reedfish), 854 nucleotides. RefSeq names its product small integral membrane protein 10-like protein 2A. The coding region runs from base 160 to 360 and encodes 66 amino acids. The record is from RefSeq and is a predicted model, not a curated record. The transcript is spliced from 2 exons. Lineage: Eukaryota; Metazoa; Chordata; Cladistia; Polypteriformes; Polypteridae.